Messenger RNA from Penicillium daleae, 537 nucleotides. Its product is annotated as acireductone dioxygenase (Ni2+-requiring). The record is from RefSeq and is a predicted model, not a curated record. The transcript has 3 exons. Gene Ontology annotation, molecular function: acireductone dioxygenase [iron(II)-requiring] activity. Bases 1 to 537 code for a protein of 178 amino acids. NCBI's taxonomy places the organism in Eukaryota, Fungi, Ascomycota, Eurotiomycetes, Eurotiales, Aspergillaceae.
AUGAAGGCCUAUUGGUAUGACAACACGCCGGGCGACCAGCGCGAGCCGCACGACUCCGGCCGCGCCGUCUCCGAAGACAAGCUCGCAUCGCUUGGUGUCCUUUACCACAACUGCCCGAGUGUUGAGGGCGUUGACGCCAUCGCCAAGGAGCGCGGCUACAAGAACCGCGACACGAUCUGCGUGUCCCCGCAGAGCAUGGGUGACGUCUACGAGGACAAGGUGAAGAUGUUCUUCGCGGAGCACCUGCACGAGGACGAGGAGAUUCGCUAUAUCCUGGACGGCGAGGGUUACUUUGACGUGCGAGGCGAAGAGGAUGAGUGGAUCCGCAUCGAGCUGGCUAAGGAUGAUUUGAUUAUCCUGCCGGCGGGCAUUUACCACCGCUUCACGACCAAUGAGCAGAACUACAUCAAGGCUAUGCGCCUCUUCCAGGAUGAGCCCAAGUGGACGCCCCUCAACCGUGGCGCCGAGGUUGAUCUCAACCCUCACCGCAAGAACUACGUGGAGGCCACCUUGAAGCGCAGUGCUGCUGUGAACUAG